AUGAGGAACCUGAUCCUGGUGGCGCUGCUGCUGCUGCACCUGCCCGCAGAGCUGCUGUCCAUCCAGGUGGUGGUCCCCGAGACCGAGCGGAGCACCAUGCUGUUCGCCAGCGUCAUCCUGAGGUGUGACUACUCCACCUCGUCCACGGCGCAGGACGUCCUGGUCACCUGGAGGUUCAAGUCCUUCUGUAAGGACCCGGUGCUGGAGUACUACUCCACAGCCUACCAGGCGGCUCUGCAGCUGGGCCAGGACCCCUCCAACGACUGCCCGGACCGCCAGCGCACGGUGCGCACGGUGGUGCAGAAGAGGGGCCUGAACGAGCCCAUCCUGGGAGCCGAGUACCGCAACCGCAAGAUCACCAUUCAGAACAAGGCCGACCUGGUCAUCACCGAGGUCAUGUGGUGGGAUAACGGCGUGUACUUCUGUUCCAUCGACGCUGCCGGCGACACCACUGGGGACUCGGACCGAGAAAUCAAGCUCAUCGUCUACCACUGGCUGACGGUCCUGCUGAUCAUCCUGGGCGCGCUCAUGCUCCUCAUGCUCUGCUGCAUCUGCUGCUGCCAGUGCUGCCCGCAGAAGUGCUGCUGCUACGUCCGCUGUCCCUGUUGUCCUCAGACCUGCUGCUGCCCGGAGAAAGCCGUGAUGCAGCACCGGAUGCUGCGGGACGCUGAGAGAGCCAUGAACGGACAGCCUGUCUACGCUCCCAUCAGCUCCGCAGCCUCGUCCCAGGGUGUCCCCAUACUCUACUCAGGCUCUUACAGCGACUACCCCACUCAGCCGAACUUCUCCACGGCCCCCCUGCAGCUGUCCCCGCUGGGCCUGGAGCAGCAGCCCCCCCCUCCUGCUCCUCACCAUCUCAGCGGCAGCGUUGUAUUUGACAGCGGUGAGGAUUCAGACUGGGACCUCGACGACCUGAUGGUGGAGCGGCCAUUUGGCGUACAGCGCGCGAGGAGCCUGAGCAACUCUCCCUCACUGGUUAGUGAGCUGAAGUUCAUAUGGAGAAGCAGAGACAUGAGUCGGUAG
This is a messenger RNA of Salarias fasciatus (jewelled blenny), 1023 nucleotides long. RefSeq names its product immunoglobulin-like domain-containing receptor 1. The transcript is spliced from 8 exons. Gene Ontology annotation, molecular function: high-density lipoprotein particle receptor activity. Gene Ontology annotation, cellular component: plasma membrane. NCBI's taxonomy places the organism in Eukaryota, Metazoa, Chordata, Actinopteri, Blenniiformes, Blenniidae. The coding region runs from base 1 to 1023 and encodes 340 amino acids. The record is from RefSeq and is a predicted model, not a curated record.